AUUGGGCACGUGAAUUCGUCAAUGGGCACAGAACGAAUCAAGCUUCAAUGAAAAUCGGUUCUUUUUUUUUCUUUUUUUUUGACACACGCAUCGGAGCUUCGGUGUCACUGGUAACAUCACUAAUAAAGUGUGUAUCGAAUUUUUAUGAUUCGUUGUAAGGGUUUAGGGAAUCGUUUUAAUGUCAUUUAAAGCGUUAUACAUGGUCAUAACAAUAUUUGGUCUCGCCCUAGAAAAUGGCGGACCCCAUAGUCGACUUUAAGGGAACAUGGUAUCGGUUUGAAACACAGCCCUUUUACACGCUGUCACGUUGGCUUGGACUCGUAGGCAAAGGUACGUUAAAAAAGACGUGACAAAAUGACGGCCACCACUUGAGGGAUAAACCGCUGGUUUAGGUUGUAGUUAUACAUAUAAAAAUAUGGCGCAAGAGAGUGAAACCGGAGAUGUUGACAGAGGGAGCGGGGAGUCGUGGAAGCGACGCCCGGACUUAGGCGUGCGGAGUCGGCAGCGCUCCGGAGACACCGCGGUGCAGGUGCGGGCCGUGAAGGCGGCGCUGAUGGACGCUCUGGGACCUCAUGAGCGCCUCAUCACCUACCUGCAAGCGGUUCUUUUGUGGGAGAGACCUGUACACAGCGUGCUUCUCUACACACUCACCAACUGCGGCUUCUGGUUCUUUGCUUUGAGCUCGGUGAGACUGCUCUUCCUGUUGGCUUUGGGACUGGCUGUGGUGGUGUGUGUCGACAUGUGGAGGAACAAGAUUUGGCCCAAAAUCAAAGUGAAGCGAGUGGAUGAGAGCGAAAACGAAAGCUGGGGCCUGGUGCAGCCCGGCACCAUAAGCGUACCCGAAUUGUGCCACCACAUGGCCGAAGUUUGGGUGAGCGUAACGUCGUGCGCUGUAGAUCUCGUCGAGUUUAAACGACACAACCCGGGACAGUUCUGCGUGCUGGUCUGUGGGCUGUUCUCUUUCUUGGCCAUGGUGGGGCGCUACAUCCCCGGAGUCUUCCUGUCUUACGUCGCAGUGUGGGGCGUGUUGUUGUGUCCGCUGGUGAUUUACUAUCGGCUCUUGCCGCGUGUGUGUGUGAGGCUGGAGCCGGCCCUGCAGUGGCUGGACUUCAGCGUCAAAGGCUACAUGAUGUCAAAGCCCAUAGACAAUCAGUUCCUUCGGCGCCCGAUCCGAGGCGGCACCUCUGGUGACACCAGCGACAGCGAGGAGGAGCUGGCUGCCUUCUGCCCUACAUUUGAUGAAGCGGCGGUUGCUAAGGAACUAGCGAUGACCGAUUCGGAGCACUCGGAUGCGGAAGUCUCGUACACAGAGAACGGCACCUUUAACCUGUCCAGGGGACACACGCCUCUCACCGAUGGCUCAGAGGAACUCGACAGGCACAGUGACCCAGAGGAAUCGUUUGCUCAGGACCUCCCAGAUUUCCCGUCGAUAAACCCAGACGCCACGCUGAUGGAGGACGAUGACGACCCCAGCCUUGGGCUGCCUAGCUUGGGCUCGAUCGGCAUCUCUGGCACUCGCGCCUCCACCUCCUCCGCUCUGCUGGACCUGGACACACAGCUGGACUCGGACCAGGACGACCUCGACACCGACCUCUCACUCGGCGGCCUCAACCUGACCUCCGACAUCACCGGCGAUCUAGCGAGCCUCCUGGCCAGCAACAUGAUUCAAGCAGCUCUCUCUGGGGCCCUGCAGGGUCCUCACACAUACAGGAAAGAGUCGAGCUCAGAGCUGGACCUGGACUUGGACCAGGACCAGGACCAGGACGACUUUGAGCUGCUGGAUCAGUCCGAGCUCAACCAGAUGGAUCCUUUAGGGGGUUCGGGGACGAGAGGAAGCGGACAGAACAGAACACAGGGAUCCAGCUUUCUGUCCAACCUGCUGGGGAAGCCACAGUGAGCCGUGUGUGUGUGUGUGUGUGUGUGUGUGUGUGUGUGUGUGUGUGUGUGUGUGUGUGUGUGUGAGUGAGUGUGAGAGAGUUCUGAUACACACCUACCUAUAUUACCACCUUCUACCUGUCCAUUCUCUAGCGCAUAGCGAAGAGCCAGUUUGCAGUGUGUGUACAUAUAGGUGUGUGUAAUGCACAGGUUAUGAAUGUUGUAUUCGGUCCCACUAAUCAGUGGCUCCAGUCAAUCACUGUGAAGUCGUUUCGUUUUCUCGGCUGUUCCUCCCGUUUCCCCCGUAAUUUCUUUCGUAGGCACAGCAAUAGUACACGAGGACCGGGAGAAAAUCUUACCGAAACCAGCAUAACAAACGCCAAACCUUUUUACAGCAUCCGAACGGUAUAACAAACUGAGCCUUAUUUUACAAACGCAAAAAUGACCAAGGCAAAAAUCCUGUACAGUCAUCAUCGUUUUAACACGAUACACUCACGAUGGGACCAAGCCACACAUUCCUGUAUAGAUGCUGUAGAUCUCACACACAUCCAGCAACGCAGCACAGAGCAAUCAGGAGUCAGUCAGCCGUCUGUACCGCAAAGACGCCGCUGAUCAACCAUCCAGUCUUAAUUCAGAACCUAGCGUGUCUACGUUUACCUCGCUUCCUGUUCGACGCUAACCUCAAACGCUACAAUUUCAUUUUCAUUUAGCUGAAGCAAAUAAACCUUGGGGUUUCUUUCUAAAAAAAAUUACUGCAACUUAGUCAUUUAUACAUAAAAAAAUGUCUUAUAAAAUAUACACCAUGUCCAAUGGGAACCAGUAAGGUCAGAUCAGUUAAAAAAAAAAAAAAAGUUUUAAUUAUUUCUUUAAUUAAUUAUUACUUAUACGAUUUAGUUUUGAUUUAUUCAUGUGAUUACUUACCUACUUAGCUAAAGAGCUAUCUCCAGUUUCCAGCCCCGAUUGUCACCAUGCAAAAGGGUCAGCUUACCGCUCCCUGACGUGUGCGUGAACACUGACACCGGUACUACGGGGUGUGGUAGCCUAGUGUGUUCGACUACGGAUCGGAAGGUUGGAAGGUCAAAUCCCAGGUCCACCAAGGUGCCAGUUAUGGGCCCCUGAGCAAGGCCCUUAACCCUUAACUCGGUUGUAUUAAACGAUGGCUGUGCACGAAAUGCCGUAAAUGACGGCAUCAGUGUGCUUGGUUUAUAAAUCUCCAGUACUGUGUCAUGAUGUGUUCACUGAUACCAAGCAAAGCAGGAGGUCUUCUUGCAAUGUCACUCGUGUCUCAGCACUCACAUAACCGUUUCUACGAGACACCUCCGAGUCAAAGCUGUAGUUUACGACAUCUCGCGUGCUGUAUAAACGCGUUUCGCAAGAAACAGAUGGACACGGAACUGAAAAAAUUGUUUUUUUUGCUGGAAAUUGAAGUCUUUAGGUUCCAGCAAUCCUGUCAUCAAAGCUGAUGUGUAACAGCAUCGACUAUUGCUGAUACACGCCUUAUAGAGGGAAACAUGGGCGUGCACCUAUAGGCCUGAUGUCGUCGUAGCAUCUGUGGUCAUCAGGCGAACAGACGCAGCCUUCGUUCGUUCGUCGAACAAGUCGAAUAAACAGACGUGACCUCUGCUGUAAGCUUAUCCUCUGCUUUAUACAGCAUGAGCAUGUUUUCAACAUGCUGUUCGGUUUUCCAACAGCCAAUCACACGGCGGAAUCGCACAGGUCACGCGAUCUGGGAUUUUCACACACUUCACACUCUAGAAUUAAAACUGAAGGUUGCGAGAAACAAAGAAAACCUCCAGUGUGUUCGUUCAGAGGGUAAAAAGACCUCGUCGCAGACGCGUCUCCCGAUAACCCCGCUUUACAGCCGCCGUGAGCGGAAAGGCAUCUCUAUAGAUCUAGACGAGUCUCUCUACACAUCUCACCUUCAGUCUUAAAGCAAGCCACACCUUAUGUGUAGUUAUUUUGUGCUGAAUUUGAAGCUGACUUCUGAUUGUGCGUUAGUAAGAAUAGCCGGCGGUGUGCAGUGGUGCAAUGAUGCUUCAUUUCUUUGUUUGCUGUCUUGCUUUUUUUCUUCUAUGACGAUAGAAGUGGUUCAUCUCGUCAUUCGUUUCAUCCUUUUGUAAUAGACCUUUAACCUGACAAACUCCUGUUUGACUUUUGCUGCUAAAGUGAAACUUGCUGAGCUUCACCAUAGACACGCGUGUGUGUGUGUGUGUGCGUGUGUAUAUAAAUAUAUAUAUAAUAUAUAUAUAUGAGCUCGUUAUGUCGUCUUCUAUCCAGUUUAGUCUUCAAACAGAUCGAUUAGACUGCUAAUAAGGCAGCAAUCACCUUCUGACAUUGAUUUUCAUUAAUAGAAUUACGCACCAUAACCUCAAUCCAGUUAGAGCUGCGUUCUAAAGUCGUCCUCAAAAGCUCAAGUCAUUUCCUCCUUAAUGCCAACUCACUUUUCUCUCAGUCUGUUAAGGUUAUUAAUAAGACAGAAUUUAAAAAAAAAGGUGGCUUGGCGAUGAUACAGAAAGUUUUGACACUGGAGACUCCUUACAUUACAAAUUCCUCUGUGUUACUAUGACAACUUAUAAGACGUAGAACUGACAGAAACGUCAUGCUGUUUUUUUUUUUACAGUACAUUUAUAAAUUUGGGGUUUUUUUGUUUGUUUGUUUGUUUUUUUUGGUAUUUUCAAGGCUUUUUUAUUUAAGUCGUUUCAUGCAGAAAAGAAAAAAUACAGCAUACACAAAUAUUUGAAAUGGAAAUUUCUGCAGUUUUGCCUAAAGAAACCCCCGACGAAUCUGUUUUCCUGUCACCUGCACACCUGCACAAAUACUCAAACGGACUGAAACCCGACCAGCGAGAAAAGAGGACGAGAGACGACGCGCACUGCUGUAUCUGGUAUUCUAUCUCUCUAAUGAAGAGAGCGCUUUAUCCGAAGCUGCCGCGUUGGUUGAUUUUAUGUUACUUAUCGUAUGACGUUAAAGUACUUUCUUUCUCCUCUUCGCUCAUCCAGUGUGAGCACCGGGUUCCCCUGCGGCCAUAAUUAGAAUCAUAGAGACCUGGAUCAAGGUGUAGCGCUAAAACGUGACAUUCAUCUUUCCCAUUAUUAUUUAUUUAGGGACAAAAUAAUUACCAACUAUUCAAUGUAAAACUGAUAAUCAAUAUUCUACACACACACAUGCACGCACAAACCUUGCGUUCUAUUCCAAAGCACUUAUUUCGGUUGGAUUAAAAACGACACCCCGUCUCUCCGACUACACGAUAACAUCUGAGCCGUGUCGUCGGUUCAAAAGCGAUAUUUUAUGACAGCAACGCAAAUAAAUUAUUAGCCAAUUAUCAUGAAUUAUCUCUAAUUUCAAAGUCAGCCUAAAAAAAACCUAACGUGUAAUCUCCUUAUUAAAAUGACACCCGUUUGUUUUCCGUAAAGAGCCGCGACAAAGGUUCUUUGCGUCAGAGCUCUUAAUCACUUAAUCCUGUAGAAUCACUGACUGGUUCUUCUUCCACGCUGUUCCUUUCAUCAGGAAAAACACGAAUCGCUGUUAUUUCCUUCAGUUAAUUUAUUCACCUGCUGUGAGCCAGAAAGAAAUGACUUUACAUUAGAGGAGAUUCAAAAGCAGUAAUAAAAUGAUAGGGAUUUACUUUGGAGGGGAAAAAAAAAAAAGAUUUGUUAUUUGUAAAUGUUGUAAUUAAAGAUGGAUUAAAGAAAACGUCAAACAGGAGCAAAAUUUCAGAAUUCAGGCUGCCUCUAUAUUCACCUCACAACAUAGACGACAAAGUUGUUUUUAAGGAUAAACAAUCCCAGUAAUUUAAUAGAAUGUGUACUUUAUAUAAAUUAUAUUCUGCAGUGUAAGUGUUGUGUACAUCUGAUCUGUAAAUCUUCAGUUUCUCUGUAGAUUUUUGAUAUGUUUUGAUGUGUAAGUGAAUAAAUUCUGAAAUUUAAACCUUU
Molecule: messenger RNA, 5807 nt
Organism: Tachysurus fulvidraco (yellow catfish)
Lineage: Eukaryota; Metazoa; Chordata; Actinopteri; Siluriformes; Bagridae
Gene: retreg3
Product: reticulophagy regulator family member 3
Exons: 10
Coding region: 416-1897 (493 amino acids)
Biological process (GO): reticulophagy
Source: RefSeq, a predicted model, not a curated record